Molecule: messenger RNA, 3964 nt
Organism: Strongylocentrotus purpuratus (purple sea urchin)
Lineage: Eukaryota; Metazoa; Echinodermata; Echinoidea; Camarodonta; Strongylocentrotidae
Product: deleted in malignant brain tumors 1 protein-like
Exons: 4
Coding region: 383-1957 (524 amino acids)
Cellular component (GO): membrane
Source: RefSeq, a predicted model, not a curated record
UGAGGCCUAUUUAUAAACAAUUUGAUCAUGUUAAUUUGUGACGAGGAGGUUGUAUGGAUACAACAUCAAUUUUUGGUGAAUGACCGGCUAAGUUCUUAAGGAUGGCGACCUUCCUCACUCAUGUAAUGUAUAGACAUGCAGAAAUAUCAGGGGAUGAUAACAAAUGAAGUAAUGGAUUACAAUUAGUAUGAUAAUCUUUAAUACCUACAACUCCCGCCCAUCAUUUUUGGAUUAAACCAAAAAAUUAGAUCCAGAUCUACAAGUUCGUCUAGUUGGUGGACGAACCGCCUACGGAGGUCGCGUUGAGGUGUUCUUUGAAGGUUCUUGGGGAACAGUUUGCGAUGACAUCUGGGACUUGAGAGACGCCAUAGUUGUAUGCAGAAUGCUUGGCUAUCAGACCGCAGUGAGAGCAGUCACGGAUGCUGGAUACGGUCAAGGUUCUGGGAGCAUCAUUCUUGAUAAUGUCGGUUGCCUUGGGACAGAACGCAACCUUGCUGAAUGCUCCCACAGUGGAUAUGAGAAUCAUGAUUGUGAACAUAACGAAGACGCUGGUGCUGUCUGCGCUAAUGUCCGACUACCAGAGAGUCCUCCUCUUGAAGUUCGUCUCGUAGAUGGCCCAAACUCCAGAGAAGGCCGAGUUGAGGUGCUAUACGAAGGCUCCUGGGGUACAAUCUGUGAUGACAACUGGGAUUCGAAUGAUGCCAAGGUUGUCUGUAGAAUGCUUGGGUAUAACGGGGCAUGGAGUGUACCACGUCGAAGCGCCGCCUACGGCCAAGGUUCUGGCACCAUUCUCCUUGAUGAUGUCGCAUGUGUUGGAACAGAAAACAACUUGGCAGAAUGCUCUCAUAGCGACUUCGGAGUUCACAACUGUGACCAUACAGAAGAUGCCGCUGCAGUGUGCUCUAUUGAAGACACGACGAUUGAGCAUUUUGAAGUUCGUCUUGUCGAUGGAAGAAGCAGGAAUGAAGGACGGGUUGAGAUGUUCUACAACACAUCCUGGGGGACAUUGUGUGGUGUUGGAUGGGGCUUGAGAGAGGCUGACGUGGUCUGUAGAAUGCUGGGGUUCACGGAUGCUUCAGACGUGCUACAUAAAGCAGCAUUCGGUGAAGGAGUUGGGAGUGUCUUUCUGGAAGGUAUCUCCUGUCUUGGAUCAGAGAACAGCCUGACUGACUGUACCUUCACAUAUUUUGAAGCGAACAGCUGUCGACAUAGUCAGGAUGUCGGAGUAACGUGCAAACAUGCAGGUGCUCUGAUAUCGACGACCAAAUUUAACCCACCAACCCCAUUGGGACAUACAGAACAUGUCUCUCAAAGUACGACUGUUAACUCAGAAUCAUCCGCUGGGGACAGUCGAACACUCUCUCUUGCGGGUGCUCUGAUAUCGACGACCAAAUUUAACCCAACAACCUCAUUGGGACAUACAGAACAUGUCUGUCAGUGUCCGACUGUUAACUCAGUGUCACUCAACACUGAGAACAGUCGAACACUCUCACCUGUCUCAAUAGUACUUGGAGCAAUCUUGGCGGCGUCGUAUGCACUGUUCCUGCUGUUAGGCCUCUAUGGGUGCCAUCGACUUAGAAAACUGGAGAGGAUGACGGUUAAUGACUUGAGUGAACAGCCUACUUCAAAGGGAACAGGUUCUCCUAAAGCAGCAUUAGCGUAUCUGAAUCUCGCCUCACAUUCUAGGAAGUCCACAGAGACCCUUGGAAAGGAAGCUCCAGGUGAACUGCAAUACAUGAACUUGAAGGUACCAGAAAACGCCAUUGGAGGAGACCGGGUUUACACAGAUUUGUCGUUUACGAAGGGCAGUGAACAGGAAGGUCCAAGUCGCAAGUAUAAAACUCCCAUAAAGCCGCCCAUUGGUCGCAAACCUAAGUCUGGGAGGCUUGGAUUUCCAGAUAGAAUUGACCCCUCACCCUUGACCCAACAUGACCCCAUAUAUGAUGAUUGUGAGUGAUUAUAAUAAUGAUUAUUGAAGGAGAGUAAGAAGGACUCAGCACGAUCCCACAGACUUUCGAGAAAUGACCCGUUACCUUGUCCAUCUGCAAACAUUACAACCAUGUAUUACGUAAUCCUAACACGAUUCCCAUGAGAUAUGUAUGUAUAAUAACGUAUUGAAAUUGCCCUUGAGUAGUUUUCUCGAAACUCUUUCCGAUUUUUUCCCCUGAACUUAUAGAAGGACAAUUACAAAAGAAAUUUAUCGCUAGAUAAUUUCCAUGGAGCAUCGUGAUACAAUAAUAUUCUCCCAAAUGGCCAAGAUUUUUAAAAAGAUAUUAGAAGAAGAAUAUUUUAAAUUGCCCUUAAGAAGAUUAAGUUCGUAUCUUUAUAAUAAUCUAUAGGAUUUUCCACCGAGAUUUACUUCUUUUUAGAAACAGAGCCAAUUGAGAAAAAAAGGAUCUUCUCAAAAUAUUACAUCUUCCUCUUAAGGACUAAAAUGAUGUUAUCUAUUAUCAUGUGGACUAUGAAAAAAAUGGAUAGUGACUGUUUCAAACAUGUGUAUAGAUAUGCAUAGAAUGGGAAAGAACGUAAGGAGGUACUUCUAACCAACUAUGUGCACUAAAUCGUUGAGUCUACAUUGAGAAAAUUGGUGGCCCGUCACUUUAUGAUAACAAAAACCCUCUUUAGUCCGUCAUGGUGUUAUUAGUCCUUCAGGAUCUUUUAACAUCCUUAAUCCCCUUUGACCAUCUUGGGUACCGUUGCAUAGAAGAGUUUUUCUUCAUAGAGAUGUAUUUUAACGCCAAAAUACAUGUAUUUCCCUUGGUAUAAUAUUCGGAGUGCAUUGUAAAUGGAAUUGAUGUUUUUGCAUCCACACAAAAAAAAAUUCGCUUGAUUGACUUUAAACAUAUUGUAUAUAGCGUAGGUAAGUUUUGAGGGUUACACCAUGUAAUACUAUCCGAAGAAUAGAAACCCUAAAAAGGACUGUGAGCUCCGCUAAGAGCUCUUGGUUCCAGAUGCUUUGAUCAAUAUGCUCUGAUCAACUUCAUGAGAAUGACUAAAGCAUUGUACAUAGUAUGCUGCAAAACGAGUCUUUUAAUGUAUCACGUGUAAGACAGAAGAGCUAAUUUACGGUGAUGAGGAAAAUAUUCUCAUCUUCACACAAUCUUUGUCAAUGAUGAGGAAAUGUCUCACUUUUGGUUAUGAGAGACCGGAAAAGCUAACGAUUUAUUGUUUUGAAAUUGAAAGCAUCUUCGCGAAAAAAUACAAAGCUCUAUUGACUACUUUUAAUUGUUGCUAUUAGAGUCCUGGUUUCAGUACGUGUAUUUGAAUGACGUAUACAGCGGGUACACCCCUUCCCUUCCCCAUCGAAUGUACACAAGGGAAAGGAAGAUAGGCAAUACUCGAUCACCUUGUCUCUCGCAUUUUUAUUCACACAGUAUGACAGAUGAACCCUACGUUAAAAGGGGAGUGUUUCACAAAGAUUCUAAGUUGAAUUUAACUCUAAGUUGGACUUAAAAAUUAUGGAGAGCCAUUUGUAACCUUAUAAUUAAAUAUAUUCAAAAGCAAAAAUUCUAAAGUAUUUUAGACUUUUCAUAAAUUCCAGAUCAAGGACAUGAAAUCUCACAAGAUAAUAGAAAAUAUGAAUGAUUUGAAUCAACAUUUUAUGCCUUUUGAAAUAAUGUUUACAAAAUAUUGUCAAUGAUGCUAACAGCUUUCCAUAAUUGUUAAGUCCAACUUAGAGAUAAUUUCAACAUAGGAUCUUUGUGAAACACCCCCCAUCACUAGUCUGUACAUCGAAUUAAGAUAUAUACGUAUGCAUUUUUGUUUUGUUGGUCUCAUGGGCUGUCAUUAUUGUUGAUGAGUACACAUCUGAUUUUGUAUUGUGUUUCUGAUGAUGAUUGCUUCAUGUAUACCACAGCAAUCAGUUACGUCAGUUCUUUGUAGUCGCAAAAAUUUGGUUAAUGCUAGCAUUAAAAUAUGCUCAAAAUAUGCUUGUUAACUUUUGAGGUCCAUUUUUUAUAGUGCU